Messenger RNA from Penicillium manginii, 456 nucleotides. RefSeq lists its product as uncharacterized. The transcript is spliced from 2 exons. Gene Ontology annotation, biological process: transmembrane transport. NCBI's taxonomy places the organism in Eukaryota, Fungi, Ascomycota, Eurotiomycetes, Eurotiales, Aspergillaceae. Gene Ontology annotation, molecular function: myo-inositol:proton symporter activity. Gene Ontology annotation, cellular component: membrane. The record is from RefSeq and is a predicted model, not a curated record. Bases 1 to 456 code for a protein of 151 amino acids.
AUGAGCUGGAUCUUGCUGGCGGCGGGGAUGCCCUUUUAUGUCCCCGAGGAGAGUAUGGCGCAUCUCGGGCUGAUCGCCUUUUUCAUCUACCUCUACGCAGCCUUCUACGGUCCAGGGGAGGGUCCCUGUGCAUUUGCCUAUUCGUCCGAGGUGUUCCCAUUAUCUCAUCGCGAGAUAGGUAUGUCCGGGGCCGUGGCGACAAAUGGAUUUUGGGCCUCUGUCAUUGCCCUCAUCUUUCCUCCUAUGUUGCAGGGGAUGGGUCCUCAAGGCACCUUUAGAUUAUUUGCCGGACUUAAUAUAAUUUGCUUUGUCCUUAUAUUUUUCCAUGCUUCAUAUCAGCUCUAUGAUAUCCUUCAAUGGCUGUGUAAUCGAUUUGUUCUGCGCAAAGACAUCAAUAUGCCGGACCUAUACCAUGAGCAGCCGCAAGAGAACCUGGAAGCUGAACUGGAAUGUUGA